Messenger RNA from Quercus lobata, 391 nucleotides. Its product is annotated as transcription factor MYB114-like. Lineage: Eukaryota; Viridiplantae; Streptophyta; Magnoliopsida; Fagales; Fagaceae. The transcript is spliced from 2 exons. The coding region runs from base 1 to 321 and encodes 106 amino acids. The record is from RefSeq and is a predicted model, not a curated record.
AUGGAGGGCUCUUUCGGUGUGAGAAAAGGUGCAUGGACUGAGGAGGAAGAUAUUCUACUCAAGCAGUGCAUUCAGAAGUACGGUGAAGGAAAAUGGCACCUGGUUCCUGUCAGUGCAGGCUUAAAUAGAUGUAGGAAAAGCUGCAGACUGAGGUGGUUGAACUACCUGAAGCCAAAUAUCAAGAGAGGAAACUUCGCCGCUGACGAAGUUGAUCUUAUGCUCAGGCUCCAUAAGCUGCUAGGUAACAGGCAAGUCUCGCUAGCAAAUAAUAAUAACUCCAAACACAGAAUGUCAUUAGUUAAGACUACUGCAACUUACUGAAGAUACGAAAACCAUUAAAGAACCAAAGAUUAAUUAAUUUAAAAUUUGGGUGAAAACUAGGACAACUAAU